AUGGCAGAUAAAAAAAAGAAGGGAUCCAAAAAAGGUGGUAAAAAAGUCGACCCAUUCACCCGUAAGGAAUGGUAUGUUGUAAGAGCACCAACUCAAUUCUUCAAAUCACCAGCUGAUAACAAAGUCGGUUUCACUCCAGUUAACAGAACCCAAGGUACCAAACUUGCUUCUGAUGGUUUAAAGGGUCGUGUCUACGAAGUUUCACUCGCUGAUAUGAAAGACGAUGAAUCCCAAGUCUUCAGAAAGAUCAAAUUAAGAGCUGAAGAAGUUGAAGGUAGAAACGUUUUAACCAACUUUUACGGUAUGGAUUUAACCUCAGACAAACUCCGUUCAUUAAUCCACAAAUGGUCCACCUUGAUCGAAUGUUUUGUUGAUGUUAAGACCACUGAUGGUUAUUUCCUCCGUGUCUUUGCCAUCUGUUUCACCAAAAAGGGUGAAUCCCAAAAGAAAAAGACCUCAUACGCCAAGACCUCCCGUGUUAAGGCUAUCCGUAAGAAGAUGGUUGACAUUUUAACCGAAACCGUCUCAUCCAACGACCUCAAAACCGUUGUUGACUAUUUAAUUGGUGUCUCAUUAAACGGUGUUACCACUAACGCCUCUGGUUUUGCCCCAACCCUCGCUGAAAAAAUCAGAAUCGAAGGUUCAUCAAUCUUCCCAAUCCACAACGUCUUCAUCAGAAAGGUUAAAGUCCUCAAGACUCCAAAAGUUGAUGCUGCUAAAUUAUCUGAACUCUAUGCUUCAUCUGCCACCUCAACCAUCGCCCCAACUGAAGAAGUAGGUACCGCUGUUGAAAGAACUGAAGAAACCACCACCACCGCUUAA
Messenger RNA from Dictyostelium discoideum AX4, 822 nucleotides. It is a transcript of the gene rps3a, whose product is annotated as 40S ribosomal protein S3a. The record is from RefSeq and is a predicted model, not a curated record. The transcript has 3 exons. Gene Ontology annotation, molecular function: structural constituent of ribosome. Gene Ontology annotation, biological process: translation. Lineage: Eukaryota; Evosea; Eumycetozoa; Dictyosteliales; Dictyosteliaceae. Bases 1 to 822 code for a protein of 273 amino acids. Gene Ontology annotation, cellular component: cytosolic small ribosomal subunit; cytoplasm; ribosome.